AUAAAAAGGGUUUCGGAAACUAGCGGUCUCACUUAACGAAGUGCGCAGUCAUGAGUUAUCGACGCCAACCGUUACUGUUGCUGUUCCUGACCACACUUUUUCAGACGGAGUUUUCAACAUGCGGUACCGAGUUCAGCCUCUACAAUGAAAACGACACAAACGUCUCACGUAACACCAUCGAGGUCAACCCGAUCUUAACUCUACACACAAGAGAGCUUCCUACCGGGGAAGCCAAUUCAUCUAAAGUAGCAGAGCUGGCAAAAGAACUCUCCGCUUUACAACGCCAAAAAAAGAAGGCAGAAAGGAGUUUGAGCAGAUUGAAUAGGAAUUACAAGGCGUACCUAACCAGAGUCAACAGUGAGAUCCGACGGCUGGAAGAGGGCAUAAAUAAUAACCCUGAUCAGGCUGCAGAGUUGAACAUUCAGAGAACUGAGAAACUCAAGAACCGCGAUGAAAAUGAACAGAAGUACAAGACCAAGUGGGCUACGUAUACUGGAGAGAUAAAAUCCAUGGCGACACAGAUGCAACAGAAGGAUGAUCAAAUGAAGGAAGAAGCUGUCAAAUCUUUGAAAAGGAUACAUCGAUUGGAAAGAGUACUUGGCAAAAUUAGCAUGAGUACUUAGCAAAAAUAGUCUGGUAACUUAGAGAAUAUAUGUGCAUAUUUUAAAAAAGUUUUUUUUUC
Bemisia tabaci is the source of this 682-nucleotide messenger RNA. The record is from RefSeq and is a predicted model, not a curated record. NCBI's taxonomy places the organism in Eukaryota, Metazoa, Arthropoda, Insecta, Hemiptera, Aleyrodidae.